Molecule: messenger RNA, 4174 nt
Organism: Xiphophorus hellerii (green swordtail)
Lineage: Eukaryota; Metazoa; Chordata; Actinopteri; Cyprinodontiformes; Poeciliidae
Product: coiled-coil domain-containing protein 177
Exons: 1
Coding region: 1236-2921 (561 amino acids)
Source: RefSeq, a predicted model, not a curated record
GGCUCACCGGUCCGCGCGGCUAAAAAGGUUGGGGACCGCUGAACUAAAGGACACAUAUUAGAAAACCUAAUGCAGUUUCUUCCACGGUGAGAUUCUGACACUGGGAAGAGGUUGCUGGUUUCUCAUAGUCAGAAUCUGGUUGCAAACCUCCUAUACUCUCACGCCAACCAACUUCAGGUCCUCUUUCACCAGAUCUAUAUCCUUUUUGGUCUUCCUCUAGGCCUCCUGCCCAGGCGUUCUACACUAAAAUGGACUGAAAUGCCACUCAGCAAGUAAGAAGUCAUUAGUCCAUACAAAGGAACAAGGACCUUCAUUUUUUAUAGCCAUAUCCUGUGGUCCAGUAUUACUAAAGCUAGCUAGAGAAAAGGGGGAAGCCAGCCAGUUUUCGAGCACCAUUGUAAAAGUUAUGUAUUGCAGGCAGCAGAAACAUGUUAUGUGGGUGUUUUGUUGCAGGAGGGACUGGUGCACUUAAAAUUUCUCUAGUAUUUGGCAGGAUUGCCAUUUAAUUUUGAUGACUUAGGUAAAAUGUUUUGAGAAUUCUUCGGUAAAGCUAAAAUAUUGGCCCAUUCAUCCUGGGCUACCUGUUUAAAGGCCACACUCACUUUUUCAAGCGGCUUCUAUGUCCAUCCUGCCACUCUAGGGCAAAGGUCUGAUUGUUUGCAUUGUUUUUCUGUUUUUGUUUUUUGUUUUUAUUGAAACCAUUGUUGCCUAUCCAGCUCAAUUGCUGUGAUUACAGUCACUAGAUGGUGCUAAAGGAGAACCUGAUGCGACAGACAGCUGGUGUUUAUUUAGAUUCUGCUGAUCCAUUGUCAUGGUAACCAAACAUUUCCCUUACCAGAUCGCAAUCAGUUUUUCUUCUGAGUUUCUUUGUCAGAUCAUGGAAACUAAAGUAACCGGUAAAGUGUUUAUAUGCAGAUUUGUCAAGUUACAUAAUUUAAAAACACAUUUCCUGGGAUAUUGACUGAGAUUAAUUCCCACUUUGUUGUACCAAAAAGUUGGUAACCUAUGUUAGAACUAUAAAUGUCCUUGGAUAUUUAAUCAACAUUGUAGCUCCUCCUGGGUGUUAUCAAAAAAAUAAAUCCAUCCCACACAGUGAGAGGUCAGGUGAUCAGCUAAUCCCCUGAUCACCUGGGGAUCACCAGCUCCAUAUGCUGGACAGACGCUCAGCUCAGCAGCCUUUCUGAGCAGAAGAGACUUUCAACCAGUGGAGGAACUGAGGUCUAGUUCCUUUUACAAUGGAGGAACUGAGGUCUAGUUCACCUGCUCCCUGUCUGGAUGUGAACCUCUCUGAACCGCCUGGAGCUGGUAAGAGCAGCGGCGUCAUAAUAAGUCCCCACUCGCUGGAGUCCAGGACUCAGCCAGGUAUUAAACCGGUUCAGCUGCUAAUUAGAUCUCUGAACGAGCUGAUUGCAGGGCAGCAGGCUGCCCCUUAUGAGGCCAUGAAGACUCUGCAUGAAUCCUACGAGAAGGAACGAUCGAAGCUUUUCCCUAUGCCUUUGUGCAGCAAGGAGCAGGAGAGGAUUAUUCAAGCUGAAAGGAGCAAAUGCCUAAGAAGAAAUGCAGCCUCAAGCUCUGAAGUUGUACCGAAGGUGAAGAAUCACUCAGCAGAGCCAGUUGUCUAUGCAGACCUUUGCUUCAAAGCAAAAUCCGGUUCCUCUGUUUCUGCAAAGAGAGACCCAGAGAGGAGCACAAUCAGCAGCUUCAGUCUGGGAGAUCUGAGAUACUCCCCGUCUGCUGAGAGGCAACUGCAGAAGAUCACCUCAGAAAUAAAGAGGAAGACAUGCAUCACCGUGUCAGAGAGGGAUCGCAAGAUAGCAGCUCUGAUGCUGGUCAAGCAUCGGGAGGAGCAGGAGCGCCUGAAGCUCUGUCAGCAGGAGGAACAGGAACGACAGGAGGCCCGCAGGAGGGAGGAGGCCAGGCAGUGCCACGCAGAAAAAGAACGAAGGAGGAGGCUUAAGCAGAGGAUGAAACAUUGGCACAAGGAGCUGGAGGCCCGCAGGAGGUUGAGGCUGCGGCUGGAGCAGGAGAAAGCAGCACAGCUCCAGCAGGAGAUGCUGCUCCAGGAGAACCAAUGGAGAAAGCUGAAGGAAGUGGUUGAGGUACAACGCAGAGAGAAGCUGGAGGCUGCUCUGAAGGAGGCAAAGGAGCGUAAAAAAUACCAGGAGAGGUUGCUUAGGGAGAAAAUGGAGCUGGAGAAAAGGGAGCUUGAGAAGGAGAAGCAGGCGGCAGAAGAGAAGGAGGAGAAGGCCUGGAGGACCAGAGAGCUGCAGGAGAAGAGGGAGCGGAAAAAGCUGCAGGAGGAGAAUCACAGAGAGAUGCUGUGUCACAUCCUGCUGAAGAGGCAAGCAGAGCAGAAGAUGGAGGAAGAUGAAACGCAGAAGAGGAAUUUGCUGGAGAAGAAGCUGCAGCGUUCCUCUGAGAAACAAGCCCGAGCUGCAGAGGCACAGCACAGGCGGCUGCGGGAGCGAGCUGCCGUGCAGGACGUCCAGAUCCAAAGAGCACAGAUGAGGGCCAAGCUGCAGAGUGUCCAGGAGCUCACGCACAAGCAGAUCCUGGUCCAGCAGAGCCAGCGUCGCAUGGAGAGAGCCUCCCAGAACGCCUCGGCGCUGCGCAGGAGCCGCACUCAGCAGAGACGAGAACAGAGCAGACACAGACAGGUCUGUCACCAGCAGCUGAGUGAGAAGAUCCAGAGAGAGGAGGAGGCCAGCAGGAGGUGCAGAGAGAGCUACGUCUGCAUGAAGGAGGGGAAGAGGGAGAGGCUGCAAAAACUGAGGGAGCAGAUUCAGGAGGAGGCGCAGAGGCUGGUGCAGGCCUCCUUUCACUUGAGGGACAGGGUCAGGCAGCAGACACACAGCCGGACCUUCCACCAGAUGGCCCUGGAGGCUAAGCUGACUGCCUCCAUGAGCAGAAUCAAACUCUAAAACAACUCAGGAUUUUUUUUUAGAUAUUUAAUUAUUUCCUUACAGCACAUUUAAGUUUGUAUGUAGAUUUACUGUAGCAGGGCAAUUUGUAAGUGCUGCAUCAUUGUAAAGUGGAAGGAAUUGUUUCCAAAACAAUUUUUAAAGAAAAACAUCCAAAUUGUGGGAUGUACAUGUUGCCAACCCCUUUACUCUGCUACACCUGAAUAAAAUCCACUCUAAGUGCCUUAAAAAUAAAAACACUUCAUCAUUACUGAAUUUAUUCUCAGUAUGGAACACUAUGUUUGAACUACAAACACGGCAGAACAUCAAAGCUGAGAUUAGGCAAUGAGGGCAUUUCUUCAGGUUUUUACAAAUCACAACUUUUUCCAUGAAGGGUUUUAGGCUCUUAUCCCUAGAUAAGGUGAGAUGGUUUCUGAAAAUAUACUGGCUUUUUAACCCAGUGAAAAAGCAAAAAUUUCAAAUUCUUCUGGAUUUAAAAUCCUUCGUCUUGGGAAUAAAAAAGAAAAAUAUCCUUUUGUAUCAGACUAGAGGUCUGCAACCCUUACAAUUCAAAGAGUAAUUUCUGCCCUAAGUGUAGAUAAAUAAAACUUGCCUCACUAAAGCUUUAUCCUUCUGUAGAAAUCACAUAAACUUCCUUACUGUAACAGCUAGAUAAGAGAAAGGAUUUCUAUGCAGUGUAGCCAGUUGCAAUGGACAUUUUAUAACCUCGGUUUCUACGUGGAAUACGGUAAACACUUACUGAGUCACAGAAAUACCAACAUUUACGAUUUCAGUCUGCUUAUAAAAUGUAACAAAAUAUCCUUCAAGUUAUAUUUGAUUAGUUUACAUCGUGUCUCACCUUAUUUCACCUAUUUAUUUACUUGCGUCAUUUAUGCCUGUUAAAAUCAUAAAUAUUCAAUAGGAAAGAAUUAAGCGGCCAGCAUUUUCACUGCAGAGCUGAAUACAGGUCAAUCUAAAAGCUGUAUUUAGAUGUUGCAAAGAAAACUUGAAACUAGAGAGAAGGUUCAACUUCCAGCAGAACUACAGUAAACAUAAAGUCAGAGCUGUACUGGAAAGGUUCAGAUCAAAGUACUGAAUAUGUUACAAUGGCCCAGUCAAAGUCCAGCCCUAAACCCAACUUUAACGCUCAACUUACAGUCUGAAUGAGCUUGAACUUUUUUCAACAAACAUUUUUUUUUCUUCUAGUUUUCAGAUGUGUACAGCUGGUAGAGACAGAUGUACAAAAACAGAUACUGCUUUUAUUUGUAAAAAAA